GUCGUCUCGAGCGGUAGUGGAUUCUUUAAUAGGCAGAAAGAGCGGGGAGCGAACGACGAGCUCGCGCGGUGAUGGGACCAGUACAGCCCUGACCACCGACACGAAAAUGCACAUCCUGGAGAUAGGAGCAGACCAAGAGGAUGAGAGCGGAAGCGCACGCGCAGCUGAGGCGGCGUUCCGGACGGUGCCGCGCGACCAUACCACCUUCCUCGUGUGGAGAGUCACGGAAACAAACACUGAGCUGCUCCCGCGUACGCACUUCGGCACAUUCUACGAUGGCGAGGCUUAUCUGAUUUACUCUUCUUCAGUGCCUGGCCAACCAGCUGGACCCGACGUUAUCCGCCGAGAAAUAAAGGAAAAUGGCAAUGGAGAAUGCGCAGAACGUCACAUCCAUUCUUGGGCAGGCGAACGUAGCGGGGCUCUUACAGCCAUCGCUCUGCGACGCGGGACGCAGUUGGCAGCGUACCUCGGCGUGCCGGUCGUCAUACAUCGGGAAACUGCUACAAAGGAAUCGCCGCGAUUGCUCUCAUACUUCCGAGAUGGCAUCAGGAUUCUACGAAGCGGCUCCAACAUGAACGGUGGUGCCAGGCUAUACCGAGUGAAAGGCCGUAGACCAGUGUUGACCCAAUUGGAACCGGUAACUUGGUCGCAGCUGGCUGCCGACGGGGUCUUCGUGUUGGACACUUCUGCUCUUCUGGUGCUAUGGUUGGGACGAACCGCCAACUUGAUUGAGAAGAUCUUUGGAGCUAAGAUUGCAUAUCGCAUGGCCCGAGGAGCAGACAAAGGCAUGACAACGCGCCGCAUCGCGAUCGCUCACGAUGGAUACGAGCAAACUUUGCCUCUCGGCGACCGGGCACUUCUCGACGCUUUACUAGAGCUACGAGCACGUUCCGUUAGACCAGCGGCACCGCCUACAGACCCGUCAAGACCUGCUCGACUCUACAAAGCCACACAACCUCCAAGAGUGACAUCACUCGCUGUACCAAUACAAAGACCAGCCGCUAGAUUGGAAGAAAUAAAACGCGCACCGCUUUAUAGAGAGGACUUAACUGAUGACGGCGUAUACAUAGUAGACGGCGGCAGUCGUGGUGUAUGGGCGUGGGUAGGGCCUUCAGCCGCUGGACCUGCAGCUCGCGGUGCGCUGGCUGCAGCCAGAGGCCUAGCGCGAGCUCGGCGCCACGUGGGUCCGGUUUCAGUGACCGCAGCGGGUCGAGAACCUCUGGAGUUCGCGGCUCUCUUUAGAAACUGGCGCUGGUGCGAUGCAAGGCGUGACGUCAGACUCCGAGCUGCCAGGUCCGCCACGACAAGACUCGAUGCUGUUAGCUUGGCAUCCAAUGCCUGGCUUGCAGCUGAGGCGCAACUCCCUGAUGACGGUUCGGGCGCGCUGCGGGUAUGGCGCGUGCGCCGACGCAGCGAGGAGGGUGGUUCGUUGGCGGAGGUCGAGAGACCCCAAGCCGCAGUCUUCUACGACCGCGACUGCUACAUCGCGCUGUACACCUACCACGCGCCCACUGGCGACCAGUCCAUACUUUAUUACUGGAUGGGUGGCUCUUCGCCAAAUGAUCUGAGGAAUUUGGGUGCAAAAGAAGCCAAAGACCUCUACAUUAAACUGGGGCGUCUUCCCGUCCAGGCGUGGGUUCACCAAAGUAAGGAGCCGGCACAUUUCUUACAAAUAUUCAAGGGCCGUAUGAUCACGUACAUCGGUAGCGCUACAGACUACGAUCCGACAGGAAGGCGCGUGGCAGCUCCAGCACGCGCUCUAAUCCGCGUCUCCGGGCAGUACGCUCGCGAGGCCCGUGGGCUGGAGGUGCGAGGCGCAGGCGCAGGGAGCGAAGGCCCCGGCUCGUGCUACGUACUACGCGAGGGAGCUAGGGCAUGGGUCUGGUGCGCUGCCACUGCCACUGGCGAUGAAAGGGAAGUCGCCAAGAAUAUGGCCGCUGCGGAACACACUCUUGUCAUGCAAGGAAAAGAAAACGCCCACUUUUGGGCCGCUCUGGGCGAUCGUCGUCACUUGCUGGUCGCGUCUCCUGUGAAAGAAGUUGAACGUCCCCUGCCCCCACGUCUUUUCUACGUCUCUUUGGGCGUGCCCGGGCAGUAUUCUUUUGAAGAAAUAAUAUCCUUCAGUCAAUAUGAAUUGGCGCCAGAAAUGGCGGCGAUACUGGACGCCCAUUGCGCCGUCUUUGUAUGGCUUGGAACGCAUUGCUGUCCACGAGCUAAGGACGACGCGAGAUCCAUUGCAGACGCAUAUCUUGCACAAGAUCCCGCCGCCCGAGACCCUGAAACACCUAUCCUUAUUUUGAGCCAAGGACGUGAACCGCCAAACUUCACCGGUUUCUUCCCGCAUUGGAAACAAUCUAUGUGGAAGGGUCAUAAAACAUUUAGUGCGAUCAUUAGCGCUCUCGAAGGCAAGGCGAUCGUGCAAACUGGCAACAGUGCGCUGCAGAGUGGUAACAGCGCUAACCACUUCGACCAAUACGAGAAGUACCCCAUUUCUGUGCUACGAGGGCCUAAAGAACAUUUACCGCCGGAUGUCGAUCCACUUGCUAAAGAGCUCUUCCUGACUCACGACGAUUUUGUAUCGACGUUCGGCAUGCCGUACAAUGAGUUCCGCUCCCUACCUGCCUGGAAACAGAAGGAUCUCAAAAAAGCUGUUGGAUUAUUUUAAGCUACCAUUUCGACUAUGCUUUAUUUGAUUCGAUUUUGCAUCAUCUUAACUAACUUUAAUCGUUCCGGAAGAGGACUUUUUUAUAUCACAAAAACUCCGUUUAACUGCACUGUUCUCAUUAAAGUUCUCCUGGGCAGGUCAUCUUGGACUUUAUCUGCAAUAUGAAAAGUGGGUAUAGACUACAUAAGAUUAUACUAUUCAUAGAUAAUGAACACAAAUGAUUUUUAGGUUCCUGCUAAUUUGUUUGACUCGCACAGAUCACUCAGUGAACGGUAUUUAGCCUUUAGAAAGCGUGUUUUGGGUGGCAAUCGUUUUAUAUCAUAAUAUGUGUAAUGAGAUGACUGACAUAUAUAUAAAUGUUCAAUGGAAAAUAUAUUCACCCAGAGCACAAUUUCAGUGCAUAAAACAUUGACAGUUCCGUGACAGGUAGACUAAGAAAUAUUAUCAGUAUUUUAAGCAAAGGAUUUAUGUUAGAAGUCUAGAUUCACCAAGUGUUUUGUGCACAAGAAAAUUAAUUUAAAAAAAUUAUUAACAUAUGAAUAUUCCACUUU
Hyposmocoma kahamanoa is the source of this 3216-nucleotide messenger RNA. RefSeq names its product villin-like protein quail (gene qua). Gene Ontology annotation, biological process: barbed-end actin filament capping; actin polymerization or depolymerization; actin filament severing. The transcript has 16 exons. Lineage: Eukaryota; Metazoa; Arthropoda; Insecta; Lepidoptera; Cosmopterigidae. The coding region runs from base 107 to 2665 and encodes 852 amino acids. Gene Ontology annotation, cellular component: cytoplasm; actin cytoskeleton. Gene Ontology annotation, molecular function: phosphatidylinositol-4,5-bisphosphate binding; actin filament binding. The record is from RefSeq and is a predicted model, not a curated record.